This is a messenger RNA of Leptinotarsa decemlineata (Colorado potato beetle), 8410 nucleotides long. RefSeq names its product cytospin-A. NCBI's taxonomy places the organism in Eukaryota, Metazoa, Arthropoda, Insecta, Coleoptera, Chrysomelidae. The record is from RefSeq and is a predicted model, not a curated record. Gene Ontology annotation, molecular function: protein binding.
GUUUAUUGUUUAUGGCAGAUAUACACAGAAGUUUUUUUAGGGUAAUUUACAUUCUCCAGAUAAGGUGACCGAGAUAAGAUUAAAUUACCUAGAUGACGAUAGUACUUAUUCGGUGUAGAGGUGUUAUAACGUUACCCAGUGUAAAAUAGUGAACUGAGUUCUAUAAUUUGUGUUUUGUAGUAUUUUAAUCUGUAGUGUGUGUAAAAUGGGGUUGCUGGAUGAGAUGUUCGCUAAGAAGAAAGAAACAACUCGAAGUCGUACCGCGAAGUCAACCCCAGUGAAAAAAGAUCCCGAGAAAACUUCACAAACAACUGAUAAAAAUCGGACUUUUACACAAACUUCCUCGUUUUUUGGAUCGUUGAAACGGGUUCAAGGUGCAACCCCAGCACCUAAACGCAACGAUGUAACAAAAUCGAAAACAGUAUCGGUAUUGAAGAGCAAACCACCAGAGAAACAAAAAGACAAGGACAAAAGACCUUGGUACAGAAGUCCUCCCAGAAAUCUUCUGAAGAAAGAGCCGAUAAAGUCUUCCUCAGCAUCUUUAAAUGUAGCCAGCAACGUCCAAAAGUCAGCCGUGGACGAGAGGAAGAAAAGGCCUACUAGUUUAUUCAGUUCUAAUGUGACUUAUAGGAGAGGUCAGAACUCCAAACUAGAAGGACAUAAUUUGGGGGAUAAUUUGUCGAGAACCUCGUCGAUCACUAAUAUAGAUGCCGAUCAGAAGAACAGCAAAGGAGCCAAGCCGAGAAAAAGUGCGUCCAGGGAUCGAAUAGACAAAAUAGGAGACAAGAAACAUGAUAAAAAAGGUCUCAAUAAAAAUAAUAACAAAUUAGAUGUCGGUGAGAAUACCUAUCCUUCUGUGGAUUCUUUGGCAGAAGAAGAAUUACUUCAUCUGAGGCGGCAACUACAGGAAAUGGCCCAGGAAAAGACAAAUUUGGCUCUGCAACUAGGUGAACAAAAGGGCCAAUUGAAUAAUUUACAGAAGGAAAUUCAGAAACUGAAGUCUUUUCAGGACGAAUCCAACAUUCAAAUGGAGCAGCUCUCAGAAGAGAAUAGCAGGCUCAGGAAAAGGUUGAAAGAUGUUGCCCACUCACCGCUGUCCGACAACGAAAAGCAGCAACUGCUCUUUAAUACUCAUCGACACCAUCACAGCUCUUCAGCGCCUGCAUCUAUAGCUACCAAUAUUGUUGAAGAUGGAAGUGCCCCUGAUACAACGUGUACUACUCCUGAUUGGGAUAAGCAAUCUUCUAGUAAUGUCAGUGAAGUUUCCGUUGCCUGUUUGCAGGAUAAGAUAAAUCAAAUGCAAGAAACUCAUUAUAGCACUAACGAAGAACUUCAAGCCACCCUUCAAGAGCUCACAGAUCUACAACGCCAACUUACAGAGCUUCAGCAGGAGAACGAACGACUCAACGACGAGAAAAACUUGAUGUUCGACAGCCUCUGUCGGCAAACCGAACGAUUAAACGAUUCACGAUCAGAAGUGGAAUCUCUGAAGCAGCUUCUGUAUCAAGAAAAGGACGACACAGGUCAAUACGAAUCAGCAGUAGAACGUGAACAAAAGCUUGUUGAUCUCCUAAAAUCUGCCCAAGAAGAAAGGGAAGCCCUUCUUGUCAAAAUAGAGCAACUCACUAAUGAAACUCAGGAAAGUAGAGCAGGGAAUAUUUCCAAAGACGAACAAAUCGGACAAUUACGAGAUCGCGUGCGAACUUUAGAAUGCACCCUUGAUGCUAAACAUGCGGAGCACAAGCUCUUAGACCAGGAAUUGGCCCAGGCCAAGGACCAGUGUAGCGCCAAACAGAUUGAAAUUAAUAGGUUGACGGAUCUGUUAGAUAAUGCAAGAACCAAGAUCAGUGAAUUAGAGCAAGAUAGAGCUUUGAGUGACAAAUCAGAAUUGGAUGAACUACUCGAUAAUGCAAGAAAGGAAAAAGACGCCCUUGAAUCUGAAGUUGCUCAUUUGAAAGAACAAUUGGCAAUUGGCAAAAAUGAAAUUGAAAAAUUGAAGGAACAAGUUUCAAUCCUACAAGAGGAAUGUAAGGUCACAAGAAAUAACGCUAAAACUACACAAUCUGAUCUCGAGUACAAAUGUGAAAAACUUCAGCAAGAUAAGAAUGUGAUGAAUGAUCAACUUCAAGAAUUCCAAGAAGCUUUGAAUGAAUUACAGGUCCAAAGUCAGUGUCAACUGGAAGACAAAAGGCAAUUAUCUUCAGUUCUCUCCGAAACCCAGAGGAAUCUCAGUGAAGCUGAAAGAAAAAAUCAGAAUCUGGAGAAUGAUUUAGAAGAGCUAAAAAAACAUAUAGCUGCAGAGACUGCCGAUUGGGAAAAGUUUCAAGAUGAUUUGCUUACUUCAGUGCGAGUAGCAAAUGAUUUCAAAACUGAAGCCCAGCAGGAGUUGCAACGAAUGAUUUUGGAAAACAAGGCCUUCAGAGACAGAGAGAAACAAUUGAGAGCAGAAAUUGAGAAAUUGAAAGGCGAAUCAAUAAAACGAGGGACGACAAGGAGCACGUUGUCCUCAAAAAAUAAUCAAAAACUGGAUAUUCUGAUAAAACGUCCAAGUAAAAAUAUUAUCGUCGAACCAAAAAAGAGAAGGGACAGUAACAAGGUACAAACAAGCAGUCCAAAAUCCAAUAAAGUUCCGCUUGAUGCAUUUUCACGCCCAGUGAAGAAACGAGAAAUCAAACCAUCUAAACAGAAAAAGCUCAAGACGCUCUCUGUAGAAGAAGAAACUCUACUCAAAUCCCUUGAUACAUAUAAUCAGAGAAUUGAUAAGAAUAUUCCUGACGAAAAUUUAACAGAGGAACAGAAAGUUAUUCGAAAACUGAAGGUUAUUUAUGAAGACGAGCUGUUAAAAAUAAAACCUGUAGCACCAAAAGCCAAAGAUCAACUUGCUAUUAGCAAACCACUCUUGGAUUCUGUUCUUGGUAAUCCUAAAUUGUUUGAAAUUGUCAGAAACCCAAAUGUGAGAACGAUAGAAGAUAUGGCGACUUUUGCCAAAGAUACUCCUGAAAUCAGAACUUUGAUUCAGGGUAUAGACAGAACUGCCAGAGGAAAGAGUGAAGAUGUGAACAGAUUGAGCCCUAGGAAGAGAAUAUCCCUCAUAGGCCGUAGCAUGAGCUGCGAUGAUUUGUAUGAUUUAGAUGAUACUGAUUAUAACUCUUCAUUAUAUAGAACUUUUGAGGCUGAGGAUCUGACAAGAGACAUAUUACUGUCCAUUCAACCAAGAGAUUCAAGUAUUGUACCCAGCGAUUCAAUUUCUAAUCUGAGAUAUUCCGACUUUGCUGUUGUAGUAAAUGAAGAUAAAGAAAGAAAAUUGACUCCCGAUUUGAACUAUUCAUCUCUAGAGAAAAUAGUGAAAUCCAUUCCCAAAGAUAUUCCUCAUUCAGAACUUACCAAGGAGCAGAAAUUUGCCUUAAGGCUAUUACAAACUUUGAAUGAGGAAAAAUACCCCUUAAAGAAAUUACCAAAAGCUAAAAAUUUGCCAAUAAGUAUACCCACAUAUGAAUCCGUACUGAACAACCCGAAAUUGGAGAAGAUAUUACAUGAUCCUGAUAUUACAGAAGUUUGUAGGAGAAAUUCAGAUAUUGCAUCCCCUACAUUCACCACCGAUGUUUUGAGAAAUAGUAAAAGUUUUGAAGACAUUAGCUUUCGAUUUGGUACUAAUAGAGCAUUUGAUAAUGAAUACAAUAAUGAAGUUGCGUCUUUAGAUUCAAGCGAUUUUUCAAGUGCAGAAUUUAAUCUUGACACAGGUCUUACUGGUCCGUAUGAUCCAACAUUUUUUGAGGGUUGUCAGCAAGAUCAAUUUCAUAAUUCUUUAGGUAUUGAAGAUAAUAUGUCUGCUGAAUAUCAUUCUGAGGGUUGUAAAAAAGUAUAUUUCCACACAUUUUUGGGAACUAAUGCAGAACAAGAAGACAGUAUGUUUUCAAACCCCAAUCAAGAAAGUAAACGGGAUGGGACUUCUAAAAAAAUAAAAGCAGAACUAGAAACAGAAAAAAGAAAAGAAAGUAAAAUUGGUGAAAAUGAUGAAUCUUUGACAUACUAUGACACGUUGAAUAAAGUAAAACACAGAGCUGAUACAGAAAUAUCUGAUGUUAAGAAAAACUCCCUUAAAGUAGAUCUAUUGCAAGAAAAAAUCAGGAAAAUUGUCAGAAAUGAUGUUCCUCGUAGUAAAUCUGAGGAUACAAAAAUAACAAAACAGAGAUCAUUCAUUGAUAUUGAAAAUAGAGUUAUGAAGUCGAAUCAAUAUGAUUCGUUGGUUUACAAUGAAACUUUAAAUAAAAAAUUGAAAACUGAUACUAAAUCAGAUACAGAUAGAUUAUCACCUACAAAUACUCUAUUGUUAAACCCUAAUGAGAUUUCUACAGGUGCUAUUGAUAUUUCAAGUAAGCCAAGUGUACCAGACCUGACCGCAAUGAUUUACACUAUAGAGAAACCAGAAUAUGAUUCUUUGACUAAAAAGGAGACAAAUAAAAAUAUAAAGAAAAAUGAAAUUGAAAUCCAAUCUGCUUUGACGGCAUCCAAAAUUUAUGAUAUGAAAAAUGAUCAUGAUGAAACAUUUCAAAAGAUAAAUGAAAAAUUAGAAGUUAUUCAUAAGCUGAUCAGCGAAGAUAAAAAUAAUGGAAUUGAAAAUAAUAAAACUUCAAGUGAAUUCGUUACACGCGACGAUGGAGAACAUGAGGUUAUUUAUUCUGAAAAAAAUGCAAAUCUUGGAGAUGAAAUGUAUCUACUUUCUGAAAAAAUUGAGACUAAUACUCCAGGAUUGUACGAUAAUGGAGAAAAUAUUACAAAUACUCAUUUUGGCAGUGAAACGUUGAAAGAGUGCUAUUCUGACACCACUGACGCAAUAUAUGUUGAAAAUGAACCAACUAGCCCUGAAUAUGAUUAUCAUGCUAUUUUGAGAGAAAAUAGAUUUGGUGUCAAACCUCCACUGAAUUACAGGCUCAGUUAUAAAGAUGUGGUGAAACAAAUUAAAAACAGAUUUUCAACUGAUGACCAUAGAGUUGAUGUAAGUGAAAGAAAUGAUUCAGAUUCUGAUACUUCCAGAAAUGUUUUUACUCUUAGACGAACAUGUGGUAUGGAAUCUUUAGACAAAGAGCAACAUUUUGAAAAUGUAACAAAAAUUGAUAAAGAAAUGGAGGAUAUAUUCCAAAAUUAUUUACAUACUCGGGUUUCGACUAUAAUCAAAGAAUCUGAAGGUAAAUCAUCUGGAAAAGAGAAUGUUUCAUCAGACUAUUCUCUUCAUGUUUCAGCUGCUGAAAAUUUUCAAAAUAAACAACUUAGAGAUACUAAUAACAUUACACUAAGAGAUGAAAAUGUUACGCCCUUAAAUUUUCCCGUCCCAAAACCAAGAAAGGUCUACUUGGAGAACACAAUCAUUUCCGAUGUACAAGUUUGUAAUCCACAAGAACAUAUAAAAGAUGAAGACGAUAUCCAGAGCUUUAUUAUGGAACCCAAAACAACAAAUACAGAAGUCGACAGAUUUUCAACUCCUUUUGAUAAGACUCAGCAGGAAGCCUUUGAUGAAAUAAAUACAACCCAGGACACCAAAGAUAAACAACCUAGUUAUGAACUUCCAUUGAUUUCUCAGUUAUAUGUAAAUGUCUCCAGCUUUAAUGAAGGCACUGAAUUUGAAGAACACAUUAUUUCCAACCAACAAACAAAUAAACAUGAGGUUGCAGAUAUUUCUGGCAAUCUUCUUCCAUAUUCAGUUCAGGUGAACAAAAUUAACAGCCCCCUGAAAGAAGAGUUACCUAUUGAUGGUAUUUCAGCAAUAGUACCAAUUCCUUCACAUUUACACACAAGUACACCUCUAUCUUCUCAUCAACAAGAGAAUCAUAUAAGUAUGGUUAUACCAGAUACAAGGUUAACACAAUACACAAGUUUGGGCAAAGAUUCAGAACAACAAUCGGAAGUUGAUUCUGUUACUAAUAGUCCUGAAAAAGUUGACCUUCAAAAGUCAUCUGAUAAUGAUCAAGCAAGCAAUACCCCUGAAUUUGUUAUGAAAAUAGGAAACUCGGAAGAAAUUUCAGUUUGGAAAGAACUUUAUGAUGGGGAGUUUUUAACUGAGGAAGAAGUAAGCCUCAUUUGUCAGGCGAAAAAAAAGCAAAGGCCUUCAAGGCCGUUAUCUGAUAUCAAUGAAAAUGAUCUUAAGUUUAUCAAAAGAAUAUCCAUGGAUUAUUCUUUAGAGAAUCUUCCAACAUCUCAAGACUUAACAAAAUUGGAGGUGUUGAAUCAUAAUGAUGAAGUUUUUAAAAUCAACGACACUGAGCUUGAAACUUCACACCAAUCUGCAGUUAGUUCAUUUUAUGAUACUCCCUCCAUGAACGAGACUCAAAAUGUUCAUUCUGUUACAGAAAACAAAAACGAACCUAAAGAUGUCUAUGUUUUAGCAGAUUCAUAUGAAUUGGCCAAAAAAGACAAUUAUUCGGUCUCAGAAGAGCAGAAAGAUUUACCAACACUAACUCUUGAUUCUCCUGUGAGUUUUCCUAUAGCUUUUCCAUUGGAUGACAUUUCAUGUAGUGACCAUCUAACAUCGUCAAAUAGGCCUAAUAAGAAAAAUUCUGAAGAUCUAAUUAUUACAUCGCCUGAAAAAAUUUCUUCAGAAUCUUCAAAUUAUCUGUUCACUUCAAGUGACAAAAACAUCAAAGAAGUAAAAGACGUUAUUGAAUUACCUUCAGCAGAUCCUGCAUCCAAAGAUUAUUCUGAAAAAACGAAUGAGAAACACCUUGCAACUUCGAACCCAUUAGAGAAACCUGAUGAUUUGGAAUCCAUUUUGCUUAAAAUGAUGACCCGCUCAGUGGGUCCUAGGAGCAGAAUAAAUGCAAAGAAAACUCAAGAAAUGGUAUAUAAAGAAAAAGAAGGAAUCCCAAUGAUAUUAAGUGAAAAUGUAAUUAAUGACAAACAACAGAAAAGGUUAACUUUGACAAAUAAUAGUUCAUCUUACGACACAGAACAACUCAGGACAACGCCCCAGUUGAAAGGUCAGACUACUACUUCAUAUGAAAGCAAUAGCCAAGUUGAACCUGUGCCAGGAGAAAAUUCAGAAAAAAAUAAGACCUCAGUUCAGAUGCGAAAAAAAAGACCUGUGUCUGGAUCCAAGGUUGUUAAAUCUUUUGCUCAACAUUUCGAAAGACUCUCUUUGGAUAAGGGAAAAAAGGUUCAACCGGUUCACGCAAUCAACAAUUUAAAACCAAGAAAUACAAGUGUAAGCAGAAGUUCAUUUUCAUCUUUUUCUCAGAACAUAAAAAAAGCCCUGCCUGUUCCAAGAUCAGAAGAUCAAGCAAGCAGUGAACCUAAUGUCAGAUUAAGUGACAUCUCUCACAAUGUUGACAGUGGCAAGGACAUAGAAGUUACAAAAAUGUUGGGAAAUCAGAAAAAUUUCAGUGAUAGUGAACAUACCGUGCCUCAUAUAUCGGUCAUAGAACCCCAAAAAGAGAUCACAGAAGUUCCGGGACUCCACGAAUCUCAUAAAUCACCUGCAGAAAUAUUGCAAGAAGUAGUACAAGAGGAUUUGGGAAAAAUUAUGUCUACAAGUAAUAUUGAAAAGAAGGAUGAGGUGGAUGACCAAGAAGACGUAGCGAGUGGGACCUCAACCAUCUACUCCACAAUAGAAAUUGCCGGAAAGUCAGAACAAUUGGAUAUAACUAAACCUUCAGAAAAGGAUGUUGAGGAUACAUUUGUUGAAAAUGUAUCAGAUGUUAAUCUUUUCAACAUGGAAGCCCCGAGUUUUGAUGAGUCUUACCUAAAGUUGUUCAAGACUCCAGAAGAUUUAGCAAUGGAACAAUUCAGUGGAAAGAAGUCUAGGAAAGGAUAUCUCAACAUCACUUACCUAGGUGAAGUUAGCGACUCUGAAAGUUUUGACGAAGUUGAAAGCGCCGAAAAAAAAUUUAUUUACGGAACAGAUUCGAAACCAAAAAUUGUUGAUUUUGUACCGUUAGAUGAAGGAACAAAACCCGUCUUUGAAAAAGAACACUAUUCGAAUUACAACACCCUGGAAAGAGAAAAAACUUUUCAAAUUUUCAGCUCAGCUCCUGGAACAAAGAAGGAAAAAGAUGUUAUUCGAAAGCGCGAACCUGAAAUAGAUGCAAAACUUAAGUAUCAUAGUAGCAUACCCAGCUUUUCAGCUGCUAAGAAAAUGUUUGAGGAUCUUCAAACAAAGUCUGAUAAUAAGACUGAUAAACAGGUGACUGGAAAAGCAUCUACGAAUGACAGGUUGAGUAAUGUUGAAAUUGCCAGAAGCAGUCCUACUGGAUUGGUGACAAAAUCUUCCGAAGGAUCGAAGAAUGAUAAUUCAUAAAUAUAGUCAUGUGUUUUUUUUAUGAAGUCCUUAUUCUCAGAUUUUAUACUGUAUUUUACCAAUAGUAAUGUAUUUUUUGUACAGAUUUUAUAAUAGUCCAAAUAUAUUUUCAAUAAAAUAUUA